AUGCAGUCGAUUGCUAGGCUCUCUGCUCGUUCCGCUCCUCGCAAGGCUGGUUCCAUCGCUCGCUUCCACACCUCGACGGCGCCUCUCGCCAGCACCACCAAGCUCUUCAUCGACAACGAGUUCGUGGAGUCCAAGGCCACCGAAUUCGUCGAUGUCUUUGACCCCGCCACCCAAGAGCUGGUGACCCGUGUGCCGAUGGCCACCAAGGACGAGAUGCAGGCUGCUUCCGACUCGGCCAAGAAGGCUUACGCUCAGUGGUCCGAGACUCCCAUCAGCGCCCGCGCUCGCGUCAUGUUCAAGCUCCAGGCCCUCAUCAGCGAGAACAUGGAGGAAAUCGCGCGCUGCAUCACCAAGGAGAACGGCAAGACCCUGGUCGACGCCAGGGGCGACGUCUUCCGAGGCCUCGAGGUCGUGGAGCACGCCUGCUCGACCGGCACCGUUCUGAUGGGCGAGACCGCCGAGAACGUGGGCAAGAACAUCGACACCUACAGCUACCGCCAGCCCCUCGGCGUGUGCGCCGGCAUUACGCCCUUCAACUUCCCCGCCAUGAUCCCCCUGUGGAUGUUCCCGCUGGCCGUCACCUGCGGUAACACCUUCCUGCUCAAGCCCUCCGAGAAGGACCCCGGCGCGUCCAUGAUCAUCGCCCGCCUCGCCCGUGAGGCCGGCCUCCCCCCGGGUGUCCUCAACGUCAUCCACGGCGCCCACGACUCUGUCAACUUCAUCUGCGACGACCCUGCCAUUCGCUCCAUCUCGUUCGUCGGUGGUGACGCCGCUGGUCGCCACAUCCACUCCCGUGGUACCUCCAACGGCAAGCGCGUCCAGUCCAACAUGGCCGCCAAGAACCACGCCGCCAUCAUGCCCGACGCCAACAAGGAGGCCACCCUCAACUCGCUCGUCGGCGCCGCCUUCGGCGCUGCUGGCCAGCGUUGCAUGGCUCUCUCCACCGCCGUCUUCAUCGGUGAGAGCAAGGAGUGGAUCCCCGAGUUGGUCGAGCGUGCCAGGAAGCUCAAGCUGAGCUCUGGCUUCACCCCCGGCGCCGACCUGGGUCCCCUCAUCACCAAGGAGUCCAAGGACCGCGUGAUUCGCCUCAUCCAGAGCGGUGUCGACCAGGGCGCCGCCAUCCCCCUCGACGGCCGCAACGUCUCCGUGCCUGAGUUCCCCAAGGGCAACUUCGUGGGUCCCACCGUCCUCACGGGCGUGCGACCUGACAUGACGUGCUACAAGGAGGAGAUCUUCGGCCCCGUCCUGCUCUGCCUCACCGCCGACACCCUCGAGGACGCCAUCCAGCUCAUCAACAACAACCCCUACGGCAACGGUACCGCCAUCUUCACCCGCUCCGGUGCGGCUGCGCGCAAGUACCAGCACGAGAUCGACGUGGGUCAGGUGGGCAUCAACAUUCCCAUCCCCGUGCCCCUUCCCUUCUUCUCCUUCACCGGCUCGCGUGGCUCCUUCGUCGGCGCCUCCCACUUCUACGGCAAGGCUGGCGUGCACUUCUACACGCAGACCAAGACGAUCACGUCCCUGUGGAAGGAGGAGGACCUCUCGCAGUUCGGCACCAACAUGCCCAUCCUCUCCAAGCACUAG
Acanthamoeba castellanii str. Neff is the source of this 1584-nucleotide messenger RNA. Its product is annotated as methylmalonatesemialdehyde dehydrogenase (acylating), putative. Bases 1 to 1584 code for a protein of 527 amino acids. Gene Ontology annotation, molecular function: methylmalonate-semialdehyde dehydrogenase (acylating, NAD+) activity; malonate-semialdehyde dehydrogenase (acetylating, [NAD(P)+]) activity. Gene Ontology annotation, biological process: L-valine catabolic process; thymine catabolic process. Gene Ontology annotation, cellular component: mitochondrion. The record is from RefSeq and is a predicted model, not a curated record. The transcript is spliced from 11 exons. NCBI's taxonomy places the organism in Eukaryota, Discosea, Longamoebia, Acanthamoebidae.